Messenger RNA from Arachis stenosperma, 1062 nucleotides. Its product is annotated as E3 ubiquitin-protein ligase RSL1-like. Gene Ontology annotation, cellular component: cytoplasm; ubiquitin ligase complex. The coding region runs from base 1 to 1062 and encodes 353 amino acids. The record is from RefSeq and is a predicted model, not a curated record. Lineage: Eukaryota; Viridiplantae; Streptophyta; Magnoliopsida; Fabales; Fabaceae. The transcript has 2 exons. Gene Ontology annotation, molecular function: ubiquitin conjugating enzyme binding; ubiquitin protein ligase activity. Gene Ontology annotation, biological process: positive regulation of proteasomal ubiquitin-dependent protein catabolic process; ubiquitin-dependent protein catabolic process; protein polyubiquitination.
AUGACGAAUUCUAACGAGGUAGAGAAUCGCAGAAACAGCGCCGGCGUCGCCACAAAACCAACGAAGAAGAUCAACAGAGAGGAGAAAGGCGAGUCCUCCUUGAUUUCCUCGUUCGAGUGCCAAAUCUGCACUGAGACUAAAACCGAAGCGGAAUCUUUCACCAUAAGCGGUUGCACCCACUCGUAUUGUACGGAUUGCGUGGUGAAGUACGUUUGUUCUAAGCUUGACGACAACGUGAUCAAUAUCCGGUGUCCGGUGCCCCGAUGCUGUGGUCUAUUGGAAACCAAUGGUUGCCGCGAGAUUCUGCCAAAGUCGGUAUUGCAUCGGUGGGAGAAGUCAUUGCAUGAAGCUGCUGUUCUUGAGAGCGAGAGCAAGAGAUUCCUGUAUUCCUGCAAGAGAUUCCUGUUUUCUUGGAUUCAUAGGCAGAUGUGCCUCACGUGCAUGGAUGAAGAUAGAGUGAUGAUGAAGUUUGCGGAGAGGAACGGGUGGAAGAGGUGCCCAAAGUGUAGGUUCUACGUUGAGAAGGAUCCUUUCACGUGCAAUAGAAUAGUUUGCAGGUGUAAAUAUGUCUUCUGCUACGUCUUCCAACAUGGGCUGUUGCUUGACGACAACGUGAUCAAUAUCCGGUGUCCGGUGCCCCGAUGCUGUGGUCUAUUGGAAACCAAUGGUUGCCGCGAGAUUCUGCCAAAGUCGGUAUUGCAUCGGUGGGAGAAGUCAUUGCGUGAAGCUGCUGUUCUUGAGAACGAGAGCAAGAGAUUCCUGUAUUCCCGCCCUAGGCAGAUGUGCGUCACGUGCACGGAUGAAGAUAGAGUGAUGAUGAAGUUAGCGGAGAGGAACGGCUGGAAGAGGUGCCCAAAGUGCAGGUUCUACAUUGAGAAGAAAACUUUCACGUGCAAUAGAAUACUUUGCAGGUGUGGACAUGUCUUCUGCUACGGCUGUGGCGGUUCCACCUGUGUCUGUGGCCGUCUUCCAACAUGGGCUGUUGGUCUGUUAAUUCUAUUUGGAUUUAUCAUUCUUUUCCUAUAUUUGGAUGAAAUCCAUGAAAACCAUGUCCAUCGAUGA